Messenger RNA from Durusdinium trenchii, 513 nucleotides. The record is from the annotation of a GenBank genome assembly. NCBI's taxonomy places the organism in Eukaryota, Dinophyceae, Suessiales, Symbiodiniaceae.
AUGGAGGACGAUGUGGCGUGGUACAAGGUGCGGGCACCUUUGCUGGUGGUGCGGCGAUGCCCAAUUGCAGAGGCGGAGGAAAUCCACGAGUUGGUGCAAGAGCAACGAGUUCAGGCACAAUCCUGGACAGCCGGCUGGCUCAGGCUUACGGAUGUGGAGAUGUGGAUUUCCAGCUGCAGUAAGCAGGAAGGCUUUAUCCCGCUGGAAGAUGCAGGCAUGCCGGCAGUACUUCAACUCUCUGGGAACGAAUGCCCUGGAGGAGACUGGGACCAGUGGGCGGGCCUCCUGCAUUGGUGGCCAUUGGGGGGAGUUCCACCAGUGCUCCCUGCCACGUUUGGCGGUGCCUACCUUUGCCACUGGAUCCAGGGUCCACAGAUCAAGGCGGAAUGGAUUCGGCUGGGCGAAGAAUUGCAGCUGGCCAGGCUCCACAGCACUACUGUGUUUUCCUGGCGUGUCUUGUUCAGUGGGGACGAUGAUAUCGACGUAAUUAUGGAAUUCAAUAGAUUUAUUUAA